AUGAAGGAGGACCGCCAACCCGACCUUCAACCGGUGCAUACGCACACUUCUAUUGCAUCCAACGAGUCCCACCCUUCGCUAAUGCCCUAUCAUGCCGACUCGGACCACAGUCAACACCACCCCAGUCCAACCAAAUUGCAACAUAGCGAGUCUUACUCGUCGCGAGAAACCAACUCGCCGUCGCCAGAAGCCGGCUCUGUAGUUGCAGAUGGCAUAGCAUCAGAAAAAGAAGAAACAAGCUCGAUAAAGGACCCCAAGGCUUGGAGGAAAUUCAUCGUGCCGAAAAACGAACGAAGAGGACUACUGGCUUCAGUAUGCGUGGUUCCAGAAGUUACAGACCCCCGAGAUUACCCCAGUAACAUCAAAUGGUUCCUCACGGGAGUAGUGUCGCUGGCUGCCAUGGCUGCCCCUCUAGGUACGUCUAUCAUGCUUCCUGGUAUCGAUGAUGUAGCCGAGGGACUGAAUACCACCAAGAACCUGGUCAACAUCUCCUUUGGUAUCUACUUGCUGUCUCUAGGAGUGUUCCCCAUUUACUGGUCAUCUCUUUCCGAGCACUUUGGACGAAGAUCCAUCUAUCUCAUUUCUUUUGCUCUAUUCACAGCAUUUUCCAUCGGAUGUGCUUUGUCGACAUCUAUUGGAAUGCUCAUUGGCUUCCGAGUGCUGUCUGGAGGCGCUGCUGGCUCGGUCCAGAGCGUGGGGGCAGGCACCAUCUCCGAGCUCUUUGAAGCAAGAGUCAGAGGCAAGGGCUUGGGUAUCUACUACGUGGGAAUUCUGGUUUCACCUCUGGUAGCUCCCGUUAUCGGAGGAGCUCUGGUGGAGAGUCUGGGCUGGAGAGCUCCCCAAUAUCUGCUGCUUAUUCUUGGCGGAGUUCUCACUGUUGCCAUGCUGUUUUGCAUUCCAGAAACGCUUCGAAUCUCAGCUGAAGACAGAGAGAUGUGGAUUAGACCCAAGAGCAAGACCAAGGGCCAGAAAAUCAACUGGUGGAGGAAAAAGAAGGAUCUCGAGAGCGAGAUUGAGGCUUCUGGAGAAGCAGAGGAUCAAGAACCCGAGCUCAAAAACCACCAUAUGCUCAGUACAGUUAUCGGAGACGACCCUGAGCCGGUUCUAGUUGAAGACGACGAAGACCACCACUUGCAUCCCAUAAUCUCCCACAUUUCGCAAAUGUCGUUUGGAGCCGAUGUAAGUGAGACUCAGUCUCGAUCUAGACGAGGCUCAGUGGCUAGCUCCAGAAGAAAGGCAGUGGGCGGUCUUGAGCUUUCUAGAGUGGCUUCUACCGAAUCUGAAAAGUACAGACGAAUGGAAAUGCCCAAGCGGAUCAAUUUGGACGAGCUGUCUCUGGGUCAAAAGAUGUACAUGUUUGGAGUGGCUCCUCUCAAGACUCUGCUCUUUCUCAGAUACCCUCCUGUGGCUCUGGCCAUCGUGUAUGCCUCCUACGUCUUUUUCUCAUUGUACAUUCUUAACAUGGCCAUUCAGAUUGUCUACUCCGAGGCUCCCUACAACUUCAAGACCAUCAUCGUCGGUCUUCUUUACCUGCCCAACUCGGUAGGAUACAUUGCUGCAUCUGUUGGAGGAGGAAUGUGGAGUGAUUACAUUGUGAAACGGGCCAAGGACAAGAACGGUGGGGUCAUGAUUCCCGAGGAGAGAAUUGCAGAAAAUAUUCUGUUGGCUGCAAUCCUUUUCCCUGUGUCUCUACUUAUCUUUGGGUGGUGUGCUCAAUACAAGACCUUUUGGCUGUGUCCUUUGAUCGGUACCUUCAUCUUUGGAUUUGCCUCCAUGAUGAUAUUUGGAACAAACACAACCUAUCUUGUGGACGCACUUCCGGGCAAGGGCUCUUCCGGCGUGGCUCUCAACAACUUUGUGCGAAUGAUUCUUGCUGCUGUGGCGACCUUUGUGGCCGAUCCCAUGAUCAGAGGGCUCACUGUCGGCUGGUGUUUUACUCUGUGGGCUCUGCUGAGUAUCGUUGUGGCCUUUUCUCUUGUGGCCAUCAAGAUCUGGGGAGCCCAUUGGCGUCAGACUUUUGACCUCUCUAAGAUUUACUAG
This is a messenger RNA of Yarrowia lipolytica CLIB122, 2040 nucleotides long. RefSeq lists its product as uncharacterized. Gene Ontology annotation, molecular function: polyamine transmembrane transporter activity. NCBI's taxonomy places the organism in Eukaryota, Fungi, Ascomycota, Dipodascomycetes, Dipodascales. The record is from RefSeq and is a predicted model, not a curated record. Gene Ontology annotation, biological process: transmembrane transport; intracellular polyamine homeostasis. Gene Ontology annotation, cellular component: plasma membrane.